Molecule: messenger RNA, 813 nt
Organism: Blumeria graminis f. sp. triticale
Lineage: Eukaryota; Fungi; Ascomycota; Leotiomycetes; Helotiales; Erysiphaceae
Source: the annotation of a GenBank genome assembly
AUGAGCAACAUAACGGAAGACGAAGGCAGAUUUAAUGACGCCAGAAAGGAUCAAAAGACAUUAUCAUGUCUAAAAGAGAUCGGCCUCCCUCAGACGGCAACUAAGUUCAUCGAUAUUGAUCUCGUUGGUGAACCGCUAAUUCUCACCAAAGCUACUCCCAUUGAACUAAACACAAAAAUCUUUGAUUUUAUGAUGAACAAUCAGAGCACGGUUGACAAGGAGCUGCUUUUUGACUUUCAGGAGGAAUUCGGUGAAUGGAAUAAGUUAGAAUACAAUAAGACAUCACCAGUAUUGAAGAAACGUCUUAGAACCUUUCUCAGAGAACAUGGUCUCUACCCCGGACCCCUCAAAAGACACAUCGUCCCGCAAUUAAUAGGCUUCCUUGGUAUUGAUGAACUGCCUGACUGGGACUAUGAGGAGCUGAGGGCAAUGACAGACAUCCACCACAAAUCUCUGGUACAUUAUUCUCGAUAUCAGACUUUAUCGGCUCUAAACUUAAUCCCUUCGUCAAUUCAAGACCAGAAAGUUCCAAUCAUUAAUACUACAGCCACUAAAUUGCCACCAACAAUCCAAGCAGGUCAGAGAUUGAUACAGAAUCAAUCUCGCACAGUACACCCGACCACAUAUCAAUUUCAGAGGGCUCCGACGCAGAUAGGGAUAAUGCCAAAUGACUUGAUGAACCCACAAAUACCGAUCAAAAACGAGAUGGACCUGGAUGAUGUUACUAACGUCCUCGCCUACCAAACUGUCCCACCUCUUAUCUUCUUGAGUCAGGAACCAGAGCCCAAUACAGUCACAGCUUUUAAGCAAUAG